This is a messenger RNA of Neoarthrinium moseri, 1929 nucleotides long. RefSeq lists its product as uncharacterized. Lineage: Eukaryota; Fungi; Ascomycota; Sordariomycetes; Amphisphaeriales; Apiosporaceae. The transcript has 4 exons. The coding region runs from base 1 to 1929 and encodes 642 amino acids. The record is from RefSeq and is a predicted model, not a curated record. Gene Ontology annotation, molecular function: protein binding; metallopeptidase activity.
AUGGCAGGUUUCGUCGCCUACUGGGCUGCGGCCGUAGCUGCUAUCGCCGCAGUAUUACUUCCACUCACGGCAGCGUUCCCGACACACGUAUGCGCAACCAAUGCCCCUCCGCAGCCUGACCUCCCCCUCAACAAUUCGGUUCUUGGCGUAGAGUCGCGCCCAUGGGGAUUGAUAUAUCUCAACGAGAAGAUUGCUUUUGCGGCUGUCAACUUCUCAAUCGGUGUAAUUGACACGUCUGAGCUCACUCCGAAGAUGAAAUACAUGCUUCCGCUUCCUCCAUGGUGUUUGAUUGGGAAUACCAACAUCACGGAGGAUGGGUAUGGAUUGCGCGGGCUCGCCCUAACGAACGACAAACGUAACCUUUACGCCGCCACGGGCUAUGGGGCUGUGAUCCUUGACGUCAACCGAGCUCUCGCCGGCAGAAGUGACUCGUACGUGGGGGUGUUAAGUAAGGACGGCUAUGUAGGCCAAAGCGCCAUUGAGGUGACGGUCAGCGCUGAUGAUAAGUUCGUGUUUAUCAGCCAAGAGUUUGGUAGCAAUAACACCUGGGGUCUUGGAGCUCUCGAAGUAUACAACGUCACCCGUUUGGCCAAUGGAACAGUAGCCAGCACAUGGAGGGGGUUUAUUGCCUUGGGUUACGCCACCAUCGGUCAACAGUUCUCACAGGAUCAUUCUCGGCUCUUCGUUACAAGUGAGAUGAAUAAUUCGGCAACAUCCUUGAAUGAUACAACGGGCAUUGUCAACGUUCUUGACGUCGCCACGUUGAGGCGAACUCCCGGGAAAUCGUUGGUCAAAAAGAUUGUAGCUGGAUGCCACCCUGUGCGCGCGCAAAUGUCCUUGGAUGGGAGGCAUUUGUGGGUGACGACGCGAGAAUCCAAUCAUGUACUAGCCUUCGACGCGGCGAAGCUCGCUGACAACACUACAAUGGAUGCACAGGUUGCCCAAAUCAACACGGGGACGUCUCCAAUAGGAAUCACAGCAAUUCGUGGUCAUAUUCUCACAGCUGACUCCAAUCGGUUUGGAUAUAGCAACGCAAGUACAGCUUCAGCACCCGUUUGUACAGCCGAGAACCUCGCAUCACCCGGGACAAAGCAGCCAGUGCCGAGCCCUCGAGGAUGUCUAGUCUCCGACUUAGGCCUCAUUCAAGAUCCGGCGCUCCAGUACACCGACAACCAGCUUCUUCAACCUCAAAACAACCAUGACAAGCUUACUGUGGAUGUAAACUUCCACAUCGCCAGUACCGAGGCGGAGGCGGACCUCAUCACCGACACUAUCGUGGAUGCUCAGUGGCAGGUACUGCAUGAGACGUAUGCAAGAUAUUCUAUCGAACUUGUGCUUAAUUCAACAACACGUAUCGUUGACAACUUGACUGGGUCAGCGUUCUUGGUAAAUGAGGGCCCGGAAAGGGGAUGGAUGUAUCACGAGGCGGAAUACAAUGCAUAUCUGGCAGCGUCGCGCCGAGGCGGGUAUGACACUCUGAACUUGUACUUCUUCAGCAGCUAUUCGCCCGGUGCAACUGGAUAUUGCCAGUUUCCUACCACUUCUGCGGUACCUGGUACUCCGGUAUUCUACAAAGACUCCUGCCAAAUCAGCGCGAAGACAAUGCCCGGCAUCACGGCCGAGCAGGGCGCAUUCGCGGAUUGGAAUCAGGGCCAUAUCGCAGUCCAUGAAACAGGACACUGGUUCGGUUUGAACCAUACUUUUGCUGGAGGCUGUUCAGACACCGUGGGUGACUAUGUCACUGAUACCCCCGCACAAGGAACGACUGUGUAUGGCUGUCCCGCCAAUUCGGAUUCAUGCCCGAGUUUGCCUGGCACGGAUCCGAUCCACAACUUCAUGGGUUACACUAGUGAUGACUGUACGAACGAGUUCACUCCUGGGCAGAAAGACCGGAUGUUCAAGAUGUUUUAUGGUUACAGGAGGAUAUAA